Messenger RNA from Castor canadensis (American beaver), 522 nucleotides. NCBI's taxonomy places the organism in Eukaryota, Metazoa, Chordata, Mammalia, Rodentia, Castoridae. The record is from RefSeq and is a predicted model, not a curated record.
AUGCUGAGCAGAGCAACAGUCCCCGGGCGGGGAUGGGCUCAGACCAGGAGGACAGCAAGCCCAUCACGCUGGACACCACCGACUUCCAGGAGAGCUUUGUCACCUCUGGUGUGUUCAGUGUCACCGAGCUCAUCCAAGUGUCUCGGACGCCUGUGGUGACCGGAACAGGACCCAACUUCUCUCUGGGAGAGCUACAGGGGCACCUGGCCUACGACCUGAAUCCAGCCAGCACUGGCAUGAGAAGAACGCUACCCAGCACCUCCUCCAGCGGGAGCAAGCGGCACAAAUCGGGCUCCAUGGAGGAAGACGUGGACACGAGCCCUGGCGGCGACUAUUACACCUCGCCCAGCUCUCCCACGAGUAGUAGCCGCAACUGGACGGAGGACAUGGAAGGAGGCAUCUCGUCCCCAGUGAAGAAGACAGAAAUGGACAAGUCACCAUUCAACAGCCCAUCCCCCCAGGACUCACCCCGGCUCUCCAGCUUCACCCAGCACCACCGGCCUGUCAUCGCCGUGCACAGUG